CUGCAGGUUCGGCGUCCGUCUGGACGUCCCCAAGGGAUAUUAAACAUUGGUGUGGCAUUACUGGAUAGCUCAAUGAGGAGCAUGCCAUUGUACAGACAAAUGAGCAUGUCAGCCGUCGGAUUCCGAGAUCUCCUGACGGACGACCAUCUUCCGCUGCACAACAACCCCGCCACCACCCACCCGGUGCUGCGGCGCAUGAAAAGCGAGCGCAGCACCCUCGUGUCUUACGAUGACAUCUCCGUCAACAACAGCUCCUUAGUCGCAAUCCCUUCCAAAAAGAACAAGCAGGCCUUCACAGAGAAGGAAAGCUCCAUACUCAGCAUCUCUUUCGUGCCGCCACCGCCGCUUCCUCCACCGCCAUCGAUCAAGGCGUCAAGUAACAAGAAGAUAGGGAAGGCUAGUUCCGUGAUCAGCGGCGCGGAGCUCAGGGAAGACAAGACGAAGCCAAAACGUAGGAAGGCGAGUUCCGUUUUAAGCGAUUCUAUUAUGAGCAGAGAAUCACAUCUAUUGGCUAAAUUGAAAGAUGAAGAGUCCCCUGCGAAUAAUAAUAAUAGCAACAAUGACAUUGGGCCAAGUGAGAAGACUGCCAACGACAAGCCCAACGGGCCAGGAGUUAAUAGUAAACUCGGCGAGUCUCCACCGAUGCCAAUUUCGAAGCCCAUUAAGACAUCCAACGGCCCAACGGGUAAGUAUGGUUUCAUUGGAGGGCCGUGGAAGGGAAACUCGAUGCUGUCGGACUCAGAAGUUGGGCCAUCACCGUCAGAGGUGGCGGCGGCGAUGGCCGAGCGGAGGUACCCGUUGGAGCCGGAGGGGAGCUCGGUGUUGGACGGGUGGAGCGCUGACGAGAGCGUGGAAGGACUGCGGUCGAAGUUGGAGCGGUGGCGGGCAGAGCUGCCGCCGUUGUACGAUCGAGGGUACGCCAGCAGCAGCUUCCAGUCGAGCAGCUACCACAUGCGGCGGCACAGUGAAAACGGCGCAGCUGACGGCAGGUUUUCCUGUUUCGGGAACAUAUUCGGGUACGAAUGCGAGUGCGUUUGCGGGCAGCCUCCGCCGCAAAGGAGCAAGAACUACUUGUACAAAAGCCCAUCAGUCGGCAGUUUCCUUUGAAUGAAUUUCAACCCACUAAAUGUCUCCAUCCUGGACGGCCCACUUCAAAAUGGUACAUAUUUGUAGCCUUGUAAUAGUCUAAUCCCUCGUUCAUCCAUUCCCUACCACAGUUAUAACAAGUAUAUGUCCAGUAAGAUACACAAAUAACACAUAUUUAUCAUCAUUCUUGUUGUAUAGUCAAUGAUGGAAGGUGUAAUACGCACACGUUUGUUGGGUGCACACUUUUGAUGUGUUAGUCACUCUCUUUUAGCUUUUUUGUUCCAUUUAAGUAUGUGAAUGAAUUUUGAAAGAAAGAAAAACAUUAAUUUCCCA
Cuscuta epithymum is the source of this 1419-nucleotide messenger RNA. The record is from the annotation of a GenBank genome assembly. NCBI's taxonomy places the organism in Eukaryota, Viridiplantae, Streptophyta, Magnoliopsida, Solanales, Convolvulaceae.